CUCAACAAUCAAUACUCUCACAAACUGCCAUCAACCCACCAAAAAGUUUCUCCCUAGCUACAAGAGAAGAACAAAAACAUGCCUUCUCUCCAACCAACAUUUUCUUCCAAAUCCAGUACAGAGUUCAAUGAGUUUCAAUGGGUCAUUCAAAUCCAAAAAACACUAGAGGAAGAGCUUGAGUAUGAUAGGGAAAUCCCUGUCUCCAUUUUCAAUGUCCCCAAGGCCCUUUUGGCUAGUGAUCCAGAUUCCUACAUCCCUCAAGAAGUUGCAAUUGGCCCUUACCACUAUUUCCGCCCUGAGCUCUAUGAGAUGGAGAGGUACAAAGUGGCUGCAGCUAAAAGGACCCAAAAGCAGCUCGAAUGCCCCAAGUUCCAAGACCUUGUUGAGCAAUUGAAGAAGCUGGAGCCGCGGAUUCGCGCUUGCUACCACAAGUAUUUGGAUUUCAAUGGUGACACUUUAGGUUGGAUGAUGGCCAUUGAUGCAUCAUUUUUCCUUGAGUUACUCGAAAUCUAUGGGGCCAAAGAAGGAAGGGUUUUCACCAGAGUUUCCUCAAGAAUGUCACACUUGGUUGACGUUUCAGGGAGCAAGUCAGCUCUCCAUGCAAUUCUUAGGGACUUGGUGAUGCUUGAAAACCAAAUCCCACUAUUUGUGUCCAGAAGAACUUUAGAGUUUCAAUUCAAAUCACUGGAACAAGCUGACGACAUGCUGCUUUCGAUGCUGAUGGGGUUGUGCAAGGAGCUUUCACCAUUCAAGGUGGUGGAUCAAGACCUGCCAAAGAUCCAAGUCUCAGAAUGUGCUCACUUGCUAGACUUUUUGUACCAAAUGAUCACCCCCAAGUUAGAACGUCGACUGUCUGACAUCGUGGAAGCUGAGGAUGAAGGAGAAUCCACACCACACAAGGGAUCAAAAUCUUCUGAUAGCCCGAAUUUCGUGAAGCAGUUUCUGCAGGAGGUAUGGAAGCUGCUGUCGAAACUAAACAAAGGUCCAGUAAGUCUUUUGAAAAAACUACUUGAAUCUGGUCCUGUUAAAGUGAUUGUUAAAUUGCCUUGGACAGUCCUCUCCAACCUUCCUGGAUUUUCAAUGUUGAAACAACCUGUUUCUUAUUUAUUUUCCACCCAAGACAAAGAAGAAACCAACCCCGAAAAUGAGAAUUCGAGCAAUAGCAUUAGUAAACCACCAUUGAUAGAGGAGAUUACCAUCCCUUCUGUUUCUGAUCUUGUAAAAUCCGGGGUCCGUUUUGUGAAAACAAAAGGUAGCGUUUCGACCAUCUCCUUUGAUCCUAAAACAGUCACAUUUUACCUCCCUGCUACAAGCCUGGAUGUAAAUACAGAGGUGAUCUUGAGAAACUUGGUAGCAUAUGAAGUAUCAAAUGCAUCAGGGCCGUUGGUUUUCACCCGUUACACCGAAUUAAUGAACGGGAUCAUAGACACUGAGGAGGACGUGAAACUGCUUAGAGAGAAAGGUAUAAUUUUGAACCGUUUGAAAAGCGAUGAAGAAGUAGCCAAGGUUUGGAAUGGUAUGAGCAAGUCCAUUAGAUUGACCGAAGUGCCAUUCUUGGACAAGGCAAUUGAAGAUGUGAACAAGUAUUACAAUGGCAGAUGGAAGGUCAAAAUGACAAAGUUUAUGAAGGUUUAUGUGUUUGGUUCCUGGCAAUUUCUUGCUGUGCUUGCUGGCGUGUUGCUCUUGCUCUUGAUGACAUUGCAAGCAUUUUGCUCUGCCUAUAGCUGCAGUCGCGUAUUCCAUAUCCCCACCACUACUACUUCUACUUAGUGAUGCUUUAGGCCUAAUUAGCUUAUCUCCUUCUAUUCUAAUAGAUUGUAAUUACAAGAUUUUACUUAUGAUUUUAAUUCACGUAGAACUUUCUUGUAUUCUCCAAAGUAGAUUUCACCAAAGUGUGGAUUGGAUUCGGGAUAGCCAUCUUCCAUCCUAUGCCAAGCCUUUAAAGAAACAGAAAGUUGAG
Molecule: messenger RNA, 1960 nt
Organism: Prunus avium (sweet cherry)
Lineage: Eukaryota; Viridiplantae; Streptophyta; Magnoliopsida; Rosales; Rosaceae
Source: RefSeq, a predicted model, not a curated record